This is a messenger RNA of Carassius auratus (goldfish), 1000 nucleotides long. Its product is annotated as protein C19orf12 homolog. Bases 175 to 600 code for a protein of 141 amino acids. The record is from RefSeq and is a predicted model, not a curated record. The transcript is spliced from 3 exons. Lineage: Eukaryota; Metazoa; Chordata; Actinopteri; Cypriniformes; Cyprinidae.
UUAAAAAAAAUCAUGACAUAUCGGCGCUUGAUGGCGUGAUGUUUGUGUUGACUUCUGGAGGUUUGAUAGUUUGACUUGAGUUGCCAAAUCUCCAAAUGUUUCAUGCCGUUAAUUCAGUUUUAUACUGUCAAUAGGGAAUCUAAAAGUUGUCUUUGAAGUUCUACUGUGAGCAAAAUGCCGCCACGCAUUGAUGACGUAAUGAACCUGUGUUGUGAGCUGUCCGCAAAUCAUCAAGUAAAAACAGCGGUGAAGCAGUCUGGAAGAGGAGCAGCGGCCGCUGGUGGUCUGGCUUUCGCAGGGGGCUUACUAGGGGGUCCAUUGGGAAUUGCAGUGGGUGGGGCUGUUGGUGGACUGAUUGGAUGCUGGAUGACAAGCGGACAGUUUAAACCUCUACCUCAGGUUAUCAUGGAGCUGACACCUGACCAGCAGCGCAGACUCCGUGAGGAUAUUGUAAACAUUUUAGGCUCAAUAACAUGGACUGAUGUUGCACAGCUGACUGCCCUUGUGAUGGGAAACGCCACACUACAGCAGCAAGUGACCGCUGCUCUUCUGAGCUAUAUACAAAAGGAACUUCAAGCUGAAGUGCAUUAUGUAGACUGAUGUAACUUAAUUUUUAUUAAGAGAAACAACAUUUCAAACCCUAUAAUCAUGUGUCAUACGGAUUGUUUGAGUGGAUGCUUGAUUUCUGUUGUUGAAACUGGCAUACAACAUAUUAGUACUGUAUGGUACAUUAGAAUCUGUGAAAUCUUAUUUCCUCCACAGGAUAAAAAAAGGUAAUUGUGUGGUUUUUUUUAAUCUCUCUCUUGCAAUUCAGAGUUUAUAUCUGACAAUUCUGACUCUUUUCUUGCAUUUUAGAGAGAAAAAAAACCCUCUUAAUUAUUGCAUGGCAGAAACAAAAAGUUAGAGUUGUGAGAUAAAAAAAUAAUGCUACCUAAUCUCACAAUUUAGAUUUUUUUUCCUUGUCAUUUGUAGGAAAAAAACCCAGAAUUGUUUCAUGAUG